UGACACGUAGGCCAGGAGAGCGCUGGCCGCGGUCCUGUAUCUCCACGCAGGUGCUUACAACACACGCCUUUCACGUUGUCCCUGAGCCGAUCCGAGAACACAGGCAAACCUGUCAACACUUAAGUCUACUCGCUGGAUUUCAUCUCCAUGGCAACAAACAUGGAAGGCCAAGAAUUGAUUCCAGCAGGAAUUCUCAAGAGCCACAGCGAUGUGCCAGUGAAUAAUGAGUAGCAUCUACUGUGACAACUCUUCAGCUAAGAUGAGUGUCAGCGAAGUUUCAGCUUUCUCACUGACCUUGGAGCAAAAAACUGGCUUUGCUUUUGUCGGAAUUUUGUGUAUCUUCUUGGGACUCCUUAUCAUCAGAUGCUUCAAAAUUCUUUUAGACCCUUACAGCAGCAUGCCUUCUUCCACGUGGGAAGAUGAAGUUGAAGAGUUUGACAAAGGGACAUUUGAAUAUGCACUUGCAUGAGUUCCAGCCUUACGGUUUUUACAGUUAUGCCAUUGGGACCCAUCAUGAAUUCAUUUGUAAUUAUGUUGAGAGUGCUGGAGGGCGCAGACUUCAUCCACUAAAUUUAAUAAACAUAUGUGACUUAUUUAUCCAUCAGGCUGUGUAAAUGAUAAACCAAUUGUGCAAUUGUU
Molecule: messenger RNA, 639 nt
Organism: Ochotona curzoniae (black-lipped pika)
Lineage: Eukaryota; Metazoa; Chordata; Mammalia; Lagomorpha; Ochotonidae
Gene: CTXN2
Product: cortexin 2
Exons: 2
Coding region: 224-469 (81 amino acids)
Source: RefSeq, a predicted model, not a curated record